Molecule: messenger RNA, 3638 nt
Organism: Cottoperca gobio
Lineage: Eukaryota; Metazoa; Chordata; Actinopteri; Perciformes; Bovichtidae
Gene: enpp1
Product: ectonucleotide pyrophosphatase/phosphodiesterase 1
Exons: 23
Coding region: 120-2525 (801 amino acids)
Biological process (GO): nucleoside triphosphate catabolic process; regulation of bone mineralization; negative regulation of fat cell differentiation
Cellular component (GO): cell surface
Molecular function (GO): nucleic acid binding; dinucleotide phosphatase activity; phosphodiesterase I activity
Source: RefSeq, a predicted model, not a curated record
CAGCACAGGGUGAAGCUCUGCCCGCCACACACACACACACACACUCACACACACACACACACACAUACUCUGCAGUCCCUCCUGGAAAACACUGGCUGGAGUUUGCAGCGCUCAGCAGCAUGGAAGUAACUAAAGGAGAGGACGGCUCUGCCGAACAGGCUGCUUCUUUGUUUGAGGCUCCAGAGCUGGAAAGUCAAAGGAGAAACAAUGAUCGGGGGAAGAAGAGGAAUAACCACUGUAAAAUCAUUACUGGGGUUCUGCUGCUGUGUUUGCUGGUGGUCAUCCUGGCUGUAGCGUUAUCACUGAGGAAGAGCAGUGAUGGGAAAGCAGAAGGUGAGCUCUGGCUGCAUGCAGAAGAUCAGGAAGUUCAUCAGUCACGGUGUCCAUCUGGUUUUUCCAGGGCUCCUCUCAUCCUGGUGUCCUUGGACGGUUUCAGGUCGGAGUACCUAAAAGAUCACGUCAGCCACCUUCCUAUCAUCAACAAGUUACGAAAGGACGGAACAACAACGACGUACAUGAGGCCUGUUUAUCCCACAAAGACCUUCCCCAACCACUACAGCAUCGUGACUGGUCUUUAUCCUGAGUCUCACGGGAUAGUGGACAACAAGAUGUACGAUGUGAGCCAAGAUGCUUUCUUCAGCUUGAAAUCUGAUGAAAAAUUCAACCCGAAAUGGUACCAAGGAGAACCGGUCUGGAUCACUGCCAUGCAUCAGAAACUGAAAGCAGGAACCUUCUUCUGGCCUGGCUCAGAUGUAAGAAUCAAUGGCACCUUCCCAGACUUGUACAAGUCGUAUGACAAGAAAAUCACAUUUGAGCAGAGAGUGUCGACGGUGUUUGAAUGGCUCAGCUUACCUCAGGGAGAAAGACCUGACUUCUACACUUUGUACCUGGACGAACCUGACUCAGCAGGACAUCGAUACGGACCAGCGAGCAGUCAGGUCGUUCAGGCCUUGGAAAAUGUGGACAGGGUCGUGGGUUUGCUGAUGGAUGGCCUGACACAGAGAGACCUGCACCACUGUGCCAACAUUAUAAUCGUAUCAGACCACGGCAUGGAGGAGGCUUCGUGUGAAAAGGCAGCAUACGUGUCAAACUACCUGACCGAAACUAAUGACUUUGCCGUCAUCCAAGGCCCAGCUGCUCGCAUCAGACCCCACAGCCUCCCAGCGGAUUUCUUUUCCUUCGACUAUGAGGGCCUGAUGAAGAAGCUGUCGUGCAGGACCUCUGACCAGCCAAUGAGGCCGUACCUCAAAGAAAACCUCCCCAAAAGGAUGCACUUUGCUAACAACAAACGCAUAGAGAGAGGACACCUCUAUAUGAAGAAUGGGUGGCAGGCUGCGCUUAACCGGCAGGAACUCAAGUACUGCACUGGUGGAUUCCACGGCUCAGAUAACCUCUUCCCCAACAUGCAGGCGAUCUUCAUCGGCUACGGUCCAGAAUUUAAAGAACACACUGUUGUGCCCCCUUUUGAAAACAUUGAAAUCUACAACCUCAUGUGUGAUCUCCUCGGUAUUCGUCCCGCUCCAAACAACGGGACUCACGGCAGUCUGAACCACCUUCUGAAGCGUCCCGUCUACCUGCCCGUCCACCCAGCGCAGCUCUCCCAUGAAACCCCCUGUGAGGCCGGUGACCCCGCCCCCGCCAACAACCUGCAGUGCGCCUGUCCAUCCCGGAACAAGGCGGAGGAGACAGACAUGAACAGAGAUCUCAUAGCAACUAAUUUCAGUGUCAAAGCCAGCUUACGUCGCCUCCACCAUCCCUUCGGCACCCCUCAAGUCGUCCAGCCAGACGCCAGCUUUUGUCUCCUCCACCAGUCGAACUACCUCAAUGGAUACAGCAAAGACCGCCUCAUGCCCCUGUGGGUGUCGUACACCAUCCAGCCUCUGACCAGAGUCCGACCCCUGAGCCCGGAGUCAGAGGACUGUGUUCGUGCUGACGUGCGCAUCCCACCGGCCGCCAGCCAGCUGUGUGUGAGCUACAGAAACAACUCCGCUCUAUCCUUCGGCCUGCUGCAUCCCCCCAAUCUGAGCGCCAACGGACUCGAGGCAGACUCUCUAAUCACGAGCAACAUGGCACCAAUGUUCCCUGCAUUUAAAGAGGUUUGGACCCAUGUUCAUGAUGUCCUGCUUCCAAAAUAUUCACAACAGCUGAACGGAGUCAACGUCAUGAGCGGCCCGAUAUUUGAUGAAGACUAUGAUGGAAACGUUGAUGCACUCAAAGUAAUCUCAGGGAAUCAGGCUCCCAUCCCGACACAUUUCUUUGUGAUCCUGACCAGCUGUGGGAACUCGACCUUCAGCCCUGUGAACUGCGAGGGUCCCCUGCAGGCCAAGUCCUUCAUCCUGCCCCACAGACCUGACCACACGGAGAGCUGUGCUGACGGGUCGGACAUGACGUGGGUGGAGGCUUGGCUGCAGUUUCACGCGGCGCGAGUCCGAGACAUCGAGCUCCUGGCCGGACUCAGCUUCUACCACGACAGGUUAUCAGUGGAAGAGACGCUACAGCUCAAGACCUUGAUACAAACUGCUUAAAACCAGAGACUUUAUCAAAUGAAGCUUUCCUUUCCAGAGGAAGCCAUGUUGGUCUGCACAGCAGGCCUCAGGUCCCGUGGACACAGCUAACGAGACCCUCGCUUAGAAAAGUUUUCUGUGUUCGACCAAAUUGAUUCCAACAUUAUGCUCCAUCCAGGUUUUUAGUCAUAUGUCUGAUUCCACCAAAAAAAAAACAGAAUUAAUCAUGUGUGAUAGCUGUAUAUUUGUUUUUAAUGAUGUUUUUAUAAAUGAUUUUAUAGAGAAAAGUCAGAGGACAUUUUUAUAACUGAGCUCUUAACACAAGACGCCUGCUGAGUGGCUCCAAAGUAUUUUCUGGGGAUGGGAACAAAAUAAAAGGGAAACAGAAACAUUUAUUGAUGAAAGAAGAUUUUAUUUAUACUACACUUGCUUUUAUUGGCAGGCGCACAAUCUGGGAACAGAUUGUGUCUGCUGCCAGAACUAACACCCGACAUGAGAAUUGAAGUUUUACUGAUCAAAAACAAAAGUUUCACCUGUCAGAUGUUGUCAUCGUAUGUGGUUGUUAUUUUUUUAUUUUCUUUAUACUGCACCAAUGUUGUUAGUAUUUUGUGUGUGUGUGCGUGUGUGUGUGUGUGCGUGUGUGUGUGUGUGUGUGUGUGGCGUCUAUGUUUACUGCAUGUAAAAGCCCCCCCCCCCUCCCACCUCUCCUACAUAGGAGCAAGACACCCAGACUGAAAGGAGAAAAAAAACUACAAACGUUGUGGUCAUUUGGUCAUUGUUUGUGUCUGUCUGUGGUUGUUUUGUACAUUUUUGAAGUUCUUUUGCGCCUCUUUGUUGUUUUACAUCUUUUUGUGGUCAUUUUGCGUCUCUGGUUUCCUUUUGCUUUGUCUUUGUAGUAGUUCUCUGUCCUUUUGUGGUCGUUUUGCAUCUAUUCAUGUUUGUUUUGUGUCUCUUUUGUGUGUGUGUGUGUGUGUGUGUCUGUGUGAGAGAAAAUAUUUCUGGGAUCAACACAAUUUCUGUUCAAUCUUUUUAUCUUUGCUCUUCACAGUGACGUCAUGUAUUACAGCUUUUUUCUUUUGUCAUAAAUUGCAACUACGGUCAAAUGCACAAUUUCACAUAAAAACUCUCACUGAC